AGCAGGCGUCAAGAUGUCAAAUGGACUCAGUUUAGAAAUUGGGACAGAUGAGAGUAGUCGGAGUUCAAAUUAUUUGGUAUAGAAAUAAAUUUAGAGUUAAGUUAAAUAAUGGAUGCUGCUCGUGUUUAUGAAAGAUACCUGAGAGCGAAGAUUCGCGCGGAACAGUUAAAUUGCUUAGCUUUGGCGUCAGAUGAUUUGCUGAAAAAAUCUAAGGACCGGGACCGUUUACUUGGCGGACGCUUAACUGCAUUUAAUUCCUCGCCUAUGUCGUUCAUGCCAAUACCCGUACCCGUGUCUAGAGCGAAGCCCGAUAAUUGUGCAUGCAAUGCUCCACCACACCCCACCUGCCCAGAGAAGCUAAGCAAUGAGCAGGAGCCAGCGGCAGCGAAGGAGUUGGUAAAAGAGGAAAAGAGGAAAGACGACUCCGACAAGGAGAAAAACCAGCAGAAACCCAAGGCGAAAAACAAAUACAUAUGCAAGUGCAAGCUGCCAGUGAUAGUUGUGCCCUCAAAGCGAUCUAUUGAGAAAGGAUCUAGUUCCAAGACGCGUUUCAAGUGCUGUCUAUUCAGAGAGAAGGAGGUCCCCAAGAAGAUGCCACAGGAAUGCCCGAAAGCUCCCGAAGUUGCGCCAAAAGAGAUACCCAGCACAAAGUCCAAGGAAUCCGCAAAGAGCGUCAGGUAUCAAUCGAAGCAAACGGAAACAGAUAAGAUCAAAUGUGCCGAAUGCGAGAAGAUACCAGAAAUUACCCAGGAAUUAUGCGCGCUGAAGAAGAAAUUGGAAAAGCAGAUCGAAGAGGAAAUCGAUCAAAAGCAAAAAUUGAACACUAUGAACGAUCAGUUGAAACAGCUCUGCGAGUGUGUUAAGGGGCUGUCCGAUAAGUACAAAUAUUUUGAGACUGCCAAGGAGACACUGCGCAAGGAACCACCCAAGGAACCACCCAAGGAACCACCCAAGGACCCAUCCAAGGAGCCCAAGCCCAGCCCUGCUGACAACUGUCAGAAGAAGAAUACAACAACGAACAAAGGCGACAUUCCGCUUGAGCGCAAGGCCUCGAGCUUGUGUGAGUUCUGCAGGAACAAGGAUCUGCCCAUUAUCGACACGAUGCAGUUCUCACUGUUCAAGAUCAUGGGCAAGCGGUGCUUCGAGGAUAUUACUCUGACCAUUCUGCUGCGGGCGGACAAUAUUUACCAUGUGAACGUGCGGGACAUUGGAAGCGGCACUGUGCUCGGCUGCCUGCUGGUCACCGAUGCUGGCAUCAAGGAGGCCAACAGUCUGGGCCUAUUCCAGGAAAUACUCACGUUCUGCGUGAUUGAUGUGCGCAAUACUAUCAACACCAAUGGUUCUGUUCUUGGCGGCAUCAACUUUGAGUUCGUGCAUGAACAACGUCUGACCGGCGGCAAUGCAUUAGGCGGACAUGCUCAACGGCAAACGUUCGAAGAGGAGGUAAGGAGGAGUGAGCUGUACGAUUCGGAUUACUACCAAACGGAUGCCCAAGGCUCCAAUGACUUGGAUUACUGCCCAAUCGAGACUGAAGCGUCCGAGCUGCAAACGGAAGACGAUGAUGAAUUUCAGCCAGAAGUGCGUUUCGACUCCAAAUUUUCCAUCAACAAUGUCGCGAAGUCCGGCCGGUGCGUAACCAGGACAUUCUCAGUUGCCUCAUCGGCCUCAAGACGGAAGUCCAGACUGAAGAAACGGAAGCCCAGGGUAAGCGUGUCCGAUGUGAUACGCAAAAUCAACACCUACAGUAGCUCCAUGGUGCUAACGGACACGGAGACCAAGUAUCCCGUGCGCAACCUAUGCAUCACAUCCCAGCUGGACUAUUCCUCCCACUCUGAAUACGAUGACGACGAUUUACCCACAACUGCAAAGCAAACGAAAUUUUAA
Molecule: messenger RNA, 1884 nt
Organism: Drosophila arizonae
Lineage: Eukaryota; Metazoa; Arthropoda; Insecta; Diptera; Drosophilidae
Source: RefSeq, a predicted model, not a curated record